GACAAACAAAACACACCGAUAGACUUAAGAGAUGGUAUAAUGAUUAUAAUUUAAUGAAGAGUUUUUAAAACAGAACACACCGAUAUUUUAAUUUAUUUUAAGACAUCAUGAACUUUACGCACUAUAAAGAGAUCAAGCUUAUUAACAUUUCAAACAGAAAAAUCAUGGCUGAAAUUUACAAGUUUGUUUAUGCUAUCAUUCUAUUUCUUUCCUUUUUUCAUGUUGGAAUGACAGUUCGUGGUGAACCUAUUAAUAAAUGUGAAAGUGAUGCUGAUUGUGAAGAAUUUACGGGGGUGUGGUACAUGAAGUGCAUUGAUCAGAAAUGUGUUUGAACGGUUAAAACUUUGAAUUGAUAAAAAUUUAUUGGAAAGUUUGAACCGAGUAAUAUGUGAGUCUGGAUCUAAGUUUGUCCUUAAGCCUUAUUGGAACAAUGACUUUGUCUCUAAGUGAUUUUAUUUUAUGAAUCUAUUUUAUUUAUGUAAUAGUUAUUUGAAUUCCUUCAAGAGGCCUUGGGCCCAUUACUAUUUGGAUCCAUUAGUAGCUAAAACCCUAGCUAUAUAAAUGUAUGUGCAGCCUCCUUAGAGGUUAUGAAUGAAGUAUUUUAUUUUCUCAGUUUUUAUAUUACGCCUCUUUAUUGUCUUCUAGUAUAACCCUCGUUUGAGAUAACAUAGCGUGAACCUAGCAUCAUUGGUGCUUUCAUCGAUUUGAACCAUGCCUAGAACCACAAAUCCCACCAACAAAGAUCUGGACGAAUCCAUUCAAGCAGCCACACAGCAGUUUGAAGAAAACAACAACCGUUUGACUGAAGGUUUGGGUGAGGUGAACACAGCCAUUAUAGCCACCAACACUCGUUUGACUGAAGAGUUGGGAGUUUUGAACUCGAAAUUUGAGACUCAGCAGCAAAUAUUCCAGCGAGAUCUGGCUGCAAAUAAUGAAUCGCUUAAACUAUUCAUUGCAGAAACCAUCAAAGCUUAUGCUAGUCCUGCAACAACAUUCACCACAACAGCAGCAGCCACUACCGCUGUCACAGCCAGCGAUUCAACAACAACGGAUACAGCCAUCAUGGUGACAGCCACCGCGGCCAACACCUCCACCACCACUGUUUUUACCACUUCAGGUACCCCUCAUUCUCCAUCUGUACCACCAGGUUAUGAACUUAUCCUUCCCACUCCCUCAACACCCAUUCAAACCCCUAUUUUUACCACAACCACUCCACUCACCUUACCCAUCAGCCACACCCCCCAAAGUUUUCCCUCAACAGCCAUACAAACACCUAUUCACACAACUACCAUUCCACUCACCUUACCAAUUAACCACACAUUCCCAAUUUUUCCAACAACACCCAUUACCAUUCCACUACAACCACCUUACCAAAUUGGUACUUAUACGCCAUCUGUCAUGAAUACCUCUAUUUAUUCCACACAGCCACUACAACCUCCACCUUUUCCACCGCCACCACAGCAAACUGCGGGCACUACCACACCACUGUUUUUCCCACAUCACACUCCAUAUUACAUACCACAACUACAACAAUUUCCAUCUUAUCCAAACUUUCUACAAAACUCACCCACCCCACAAACACACAACAGCCCACACCCCAAUUUUCGAAACCCAAAGAUUGAAAUGGGUACUUUUGAUGGAACCAACGCUUUGGAUUGGCUUUUCCAAGCAGAACAAUUUUUCUUGUUUUAUAAUGUUGCAUUAGAAAAUCGUUUACCAAUGGUUGCAUUCUAUAUGAAAGGGGAAGCACUUAGUUGGUAUAAAUGGAUGUUUCAAAACCACCAAUUAACUGAUUGGCAUUCAUUUUCUAGAGACCUAGAGUUACAUUUUGGUCCCUCAACGUAUGAGAAUCACCAAGCUGAAUUAUUCAAACUAAAGCAGACUGGUACAAUAGCUGAAUAUCAAUCAAAUUUUGAAAAGUUGGCAAACAGAGUUAUAGGUUUGCCGGCUGAUGCUAUGCUUAAUUGUUUUAUUUCUGGUUUGCAUUCUGAUAUAAAAAAUGAGCUCGCCAUCCAAAGACCUUACAACAUUUCCCAAGCCAUUGGUUUAGCCAAACUAGUGGAGGCAAAGCUAAGAGACAGUAAACCUAAAUACCCAAGACCAUUCACACCUAACAGCAACAUCACAUCACAACCCAAUAAACACAACAUUUUCAACCACAAUUCCCCCAAAAUACCCACUACAUUUACUACAUCUAAACCCACCUCCUCCACACUGUUGGAACAAAAUUGAU
Trifolium pratense (red clover) is the source of this 2233-nucleotide messenger RNA. Its product is annotated as helix-loop-helix protein 11-like. Bases 712 to 2232 code for a protein of 506 amino acids. NCBI's taxonomy places the organism in Eukaryota, Viridiplantae, Streptophyta, Magnoliopsida, Fabales, Fabaceae. The record is from RefSeq and is a predicted model, not a curated record. The transcript has 2 exons.